Contarinia nasturtii (swede midge) is the source of this 1377-nucleotide messenger RNA. RefSeq lists its product as uncharacterized. Bases 9 to 1205 code for a protein of 398 amino acids. The record is from RefSeq and is a predicted model, not a curated record. Gene Ontology annotation, molecular function: oxidoreductase activity. The transcript has 9 exons. NCBI's taxonomy places the organism in Eukaryota, Metazoa, Arthropoda, Insecta, Diptera, Cecidomyiidae.
CAAAUGUUAUGACGUUUUUUUUGUCGGUUGCUUCGGUUUUAUUAAUCAGCCGUGUCUUCAACAAGAAACGUUUUGUUUUUAACCGAAUCAUACAAGCAUUUUUGAAUCUUUUGAAUAUGGCUGGAUCAAACCCAGAUGUGAUUCCCGUCAAUGAGGCGAAGCGAUUUGUGGCCGACUGCUUUCGUUCGUUGAAUGUACCACAGAAGCAUGCUGACCUAAUGGCCAAUUUAUUGAUAGCAGCUGAUUGUCGCGGUCACUUUAGUCACGGUAUGCAUCGUCUUGAAAUAUAUUUGCACGAUAUACAAACUUCGAAGACUGACGGUGCUGCGGUCCCGACAAUUCUUAAGGAAUCACCAUGUACUGCCUGGGUCAAUGGAAAUAACGGACUCGGUGCAGUUGUUGGCCGUUUCUGUAUGGAUUUGGCAAUAAAAAAAGCGAAAGAAGUUGGCAUCGGAUGGGUUUGCGCGAAUCAUUCCAAUCAUUACGGAAUUGCUGGGUGGUAUAGUAUACAAGCUCAAGAACAAGGUUUGAUUGGAAUAUCGAUGACGAAUGGCGGUGUGAUAUUGUGCCCAACACGAGGUAAAGAAGCCGCACUUGGAACAAAUCCAAUCAGCGUAGCAGCACCAGCAAAUAACGGAGAUGGUUUUGUAUUAGAUAUGGCAACGAGUGCGGUUGCUUUUGGAAAAGUCGAAUUACAGCGACGAAAACAGUUACCAAUUACAUCUGGAUGGGCUUUGGACAAAGACGGCGAUGUUACUACCGAUGCAAAAAAAGCGUUUGAAGCAGGCAUGCUUCUACCUUUGGGAGGUUUAGAAGAGACAUCAGGAUAUAAGGGCUAUGGCUUAUGCGGUAUGGUGGAAGUGAUGACUGGCAUUCUAUCUAACGCCAAUUUUGCAACAAAAGGAAGAAAGUGGUCAUUGGAUGAUUCAAGCAGUUCUGAAGCAAACAUUGGCCAUGUAUUCAUCGCAAUUAAUCCCAAUUGCUUUGCUCCCGGUUUUACGGAUCGAAUGACCGAAAUGAAUGGCAUUCUUCGUAAUGUACAACCUGUGAACGAAGAGAAACCAGUUUUGGUUCCAGGAGAUUUAGAACGUGCUUAUAUGAAAAAGACGGACGAAGAAGGUGGCAUUCGUUAUCAUGUUAAUCAACUCAAAAAUUGCGAUCAAAUUGCUGCGAAACACAACGUUUCUAAAAUUGGAUCAAUGUAAAAUUGUGUUCUUGCCAUAUUCAAUACUUUCAAUGGAGUAAUAUGUAUUCAGAUUGAGAAGGGGGUAGAAGCUGACAUCAAAGAUAUAAUAUAUAGACAGAAUAUUCUGAACAUAUUCAUUGUUAUUUAGUUGGUCACAGAGCAACUCAUUUUUUUGUAAAAAUUGACAUCGG